Messenger RNA from Drosophila rhopaloa, 789 nucleotides. It is a transcript of the gene galla-2, whose product is annotated as MIP18 family protein galla-2. Gene Ontology annotation, cellular component: cytosolic [4Fe-4S] assembly targeting complex. Bases 104 to 574 code for a protein of 156 amino acids. The record is from RefSeq and is a predicted model, not a curated record. Gene Ontology annotation, biological process: iron-sulfur cluster assembly. Lineage: Eukaryota; Metazoa; Arthropoda; Insecta; Diptera; Drosophilidae. The transcript has 2 exons.
AAAGUGUAACAGGAGGUACAUACUGGCAUGUGUUUUGGUUUCUUCCUGCGUAUUUUCCAAAAAAAACGUGUAAAUAAAAGAAAUAAGGAGUAAGCAAAACAAAAUGCCAACAGAAAUUGAAAAUAUAAACCCCAAUGUAUACGACAAGAUCAAGGAAAGAGUGUUGACGGCCAAUGAAGCGGACGAAAAUGUGCCAGAUCCUUUUGACAAACGAGAGAUUUUUGAUCUCAUAAGGAAUAUCAAUGACCCCGAACAUCCUUUGACCCUGGAGGAGUUGCACGUGGUGCAGGAGGACCUAAUCCGGAUCAGCGACGGCCAGAAUUCAGUGCACAUCAGUUUCACCCCGACGAUUCCCCAUUGUUCGAUGGCCACCUUGAUUGGCCUUUCCAUCCGCGUGAAGCUGCUCCGUUCGCUGCCGCCCCGUUUCAAGGUCACUGUGGAGAUUACGCCUGGAACCCACGCCUCCGAACAGGCGGUAAAUAAACAACUGGCCGAUAAGGAACGAGUGGCAGCCGCUUUGGAAAACAAACACCUCGCCGAGGUGAUUAACCAGUGCAUCUCCGCCAGGGGUUAGUUCAUACACAGAUUUUUUUUAUCCCCAACUUGGAUAUGUAUGUCUGCUGUUGAGUUAGUAAUAAUAAUAAUGUUUUAAUAGGGUUUCCUGGUAUAUAUAUUUCAUGACCUAUAGAAGUUACUACAAUUUAUGAUUUAUGUUAUCUACUAGCUUCUCCAAUUUGGUUCAAUUUUUUCUUAACCUUACUAAUAAACAAUUGUAUUUGUUAACAAUGA